UACGAAUACUGUGUAGUGUAUUCAUUGUUUUGCUGGCUUUAUAUAGUAAUAAGCAGUGUAUAAAAUAUGGCAUUUAUUGUGUUUUUUUAUGUAUCUACACACGAUAUUUUGUAAUUCUCAUGUCUGAGUUGCUGAUUGUGGUGUUUUAUUUGUGGCCAGAUUGGUAAUGGAUCAUUAUUAAUAUUCUGAAGGUUGGAUUAAAACGAGAAUAUACAAGGCUGUGUGAAGGAAUCAAGGGGUAUGAUAUUAAAAUAGUCGAAAAUGAGUAUCCCAUUGAGUCUGAGGAACUGCCCUUCUCAUGUAAUGGAGUCUGCUUUCAUCAUCAAAGACAGCCAAAGGUCUCCAAGGUCUGCAGACAAUGGACUGGUGUCCUUAAGCUUUCCUAAAUCAAAAAUUGCUCUCUGGGAUCCCACACCGGUUGGUACUGCUGUUAACCUUCAUCUUGCCCACUACAGAAAUCCCAAGCUGCUAGUUGUGGAAAAGGCUGUACGUCUUGCUCAUCGUCAUGCUCGGCAGAGUAAUCACAAAUUGUUUCCAUGCUUUCUUCUGGGUUCUGUUGUGGAUUGUGAUGAAGAAGGUAUUACAGUAAGAAUAGAUCGUUUUGAUCCUGGCCGAGAAGCAUCUGGCUGUGUUGGGAAGGUACCAACUGCCCUUCUUCCUGGGGACUUCCUUAUUCCUUGUGUUGUGGAUAUCCAAAGGUCUGCAUGCCAUGAGACUAUAGCUCACACUGCAGAAGACUUCAGUUUAGCUUUCAAGAUGAUGCAGAGUUACUGUUGCAGUAAAGAAGCUGUUGACCCUGCAAGACUUCUCCUUAUGAGAGCCCAUAUCACCUGUACGGAAAACGUGGACAAACUGAAUUUUGAUUUUCAUUGGGCUGCAAUUACUGUAGCAACUGCUUUAACUGCCAUUCCUUUGAAGCAAAUUCCUAUCAUUCCUACAGCUCUAGCAAGGAAUCUGAGCAGUUCUUUAAGCAUAACACAUGUUCAAGGAGCCUGCAAAUUUGGAUAUCUUACAAUGGACCAGACACGCAAACUUCUGCUAGUAUUGGAAUCUGAUCCUAAAGUCUUCACGUUACCUGUUGUGGGAAUCUGGUUGAGUGGUGUUACCCACAUUCACAGUCCGCAGGUUUGGACAUCCUGCCUCCGUUACCUGUUUAGUUCGUCAAUUCAAGAAAGGGUCUUGUCUGAAAGGGGCAGUUUUCUUAUUGUGUUGUAUUCAUUGACACACAAAGAACCUGAAUUUUAUGAAUGCUGUCCUUGCAGUGGAGACCAGCAGAUGAACUUUCAACUGUUAACCAGUACAGAAACGUUAAGUCUUUUUAAAAAUGUUGAACCUUCUGAUAGUCAUCCACUAAAAUUUCAUCUGUGUGUACAACAUGGUAAUCCUGAAGCACAUCUUUUUAAGGAAGUGGUAACGAGUUUGUCAGCAACAAGUAACCAGCUCAAAAUUUCUCCUCAAAAGAGUUCAGUUGGUGAUCAUGACUCUGGGGUAGAAGAUGAGGACUUUUCACCUAGACCCUCUCCAAGUCCACAUCCAUUGAACCAGCAGAUUUCAAGGAUACGUCCUUCAGUGCCUGAACUCUCCCUGGUCUUUGAUGGAAGCUUUGUUGACCCCAAAAAUGAAUCAAAGUAUUUACCAGUGGGAAACUGUGUUACACCAGAUCAGCAGUCUACUAAACAUUAUAGACAUUCAGGCACUACAUGUUCAAAAGAGCUUUCUUGUGAUAAAGAGCAACAUAGUUGUGGCACUCGAGAAUCAUUUUGUUUGAGACAUCAUUUAGGGAAUCAGUCUACACCUUUGAACCCUGAUAGAAACUUGCAGUCUCAAACACAACUUGGAAAUCAGAAGGAUGGUCCUCAAGUAAGAAAAGGUUCAAUUUCAUCUUCUACAGCAGCAUCUUCCACUUCCUCAUCAUCAACGCCUAAAAGUGGGACAUCUCCUAAUACCUCAGUACAUCAUCCAAAAAUGUUAGCUGAAAAAAAGGAUUCCAGAAGUAGUUCUACUAUGGAUAGAAAAGGAUGUAUUAUAGCCACAGGUACAGGGCCUAGUCCUGUGCAUUUGCAGAAGCCUCUUUCUCCUAGUAAAAUUAAUAGGCAAGUUCAAAAGCAAAAUAAUAGACUCAUGGCUCAGGCACCAAGAUGCAUUCCCGAUUUGCAGAUAGCAGUACCACAUAUACCUCCUCACUAUCCCCCUAAUUUUUGCAGCUGCUUCCCUCAUCAUGGUUAUGUUCCUUACUGUCAGACAAAUGUCUGGCAAGGAAUGACAAAUGUGGGUUUCAAUAAUAGCCCUCAAUGUUGCUCCACAGAAGUCUGUUCACAGGUCUCCUAUGAGAACACAUGUACAUCUUUUCCUCCCAGUGAGGGAAAUCUGUUGAAUGCUUCCUAUAGCCCCAUAUGCAAUACAAACAACCCAAGAGGACAGGGAUUCAACGAGAAAGUGGAAAACUCCAAUAGUACUAAUGAAGUGAUGUCACCUAUUGGAGGACAGUUUCCAUCACCACUGAGCCCACAGUCGUGUGAAAGGCGUUCGCCAUGUACCUACACACCACCUCCAAGGAUAGGAAUUGACAGUGGAACAAUGGGACUACCUGCAGAUGCAUACAAAAUUCUUGUUGAACAAGACAAACAGUUAAAGAUGCUUCAGGCUCAGAUCCAGAGACUACUGGAAGCUCAGGCACUUGCUUCUUGUUCCACCAAAGAUUCUUGUUCUCAUGUUAUACCACCGCAAUCUGAGAAACAAGUAGAGUUUGUUGCCACGGAAACACAAACUGCAGCAGGUGUUCAGAUGAGAAAAAGUGUAAGCAUCGCUGUUAGUACAGGUGCCAGUCUCUUUUGGGGUCCAGCUAAUGAAUGUGAAGACGACUGUGUUUCACAACACAAAGAAAAUGGAGAUUCCCACACUUGUGGAACCAUAUCUGUGUCUAUCAACACAGAAGAAAAGAGCCAGACCACUACUGCCUCUUCACUGAAAGCAGUUGACCUUCCUGACUUUGUAGAGAGUAACUUCGAUACAAGGGAAAAUUCCAUCCAGGCACUAACAAUGCAAAUAAAUGACCAAGCGUCCCACAGCACAGUGCAGAGCCCUGUACUUGGGGAGAGCAUAAGCAUGAGUUUGAAAUUCCCACCAGAAGAGGGAGACAGUCACUUACAUGAAACAAAAGAAGGAAAAGCUGAACAAGUGGUUUCCACCCAGGAGGUACUGAAAAAUGAUCAGAAGUUUUACCAUGAUUUACUGGGUCAGGUGAACCAGCUGUUGGAGUCUUGUCCAGCGGAAGAUGAUGCCUUGCCAGAUGUGAAGGGUGUGAACACCACUAAUGUUUCCAGUGCAUCUUUUAUUGACAGUGACAAAUGUGAAAACUCAAGAAACAGCUUGAACCAAACGAACAAGAACAGUGUUAGAAAUGCAACUGUUAGACAGCUGGAGAGCUUGGGAGUGAAGGUUAAGUUAGAUUCUUCAGAUAAAAUCCGGAAAGACAAAGGCAAAGUAGACAGUGCAAGCACACUGGCUUGCAUAAACCCAGAAGCACUCAUUCCAAGACUUAAUUAUGUAUCCUUCACCAAUGCUGAUAUCAGUGGAUUUGGAUCCAGUGGAGUGGAUCUGAGCAUGGAAGCCAAUGCUAUUGCACUUAAGUAUCUCACUGAGUCACAGCUUUCUCAACUUUCUCAUAGUCGCAGUGGCAAAACUGGACCUUUUAAUCCUUCAGUAAUCCAGAGCCUUUUGCAGAAUAACUCUGAUAAGAGUAUAGUGGGUUUUAGUCUAAUUUCACCAAACAAUAUGUCCAUUGCAACACGGAAAUACAUGAAAAAAUACGGUCUUAUUGAGUGCAGUGAUGGCAGUGAAGAUGAGGAAAGCAGCAUUGCUUCAGCCAGCAGUGGAAAUGAUAAUGUAGUCAAAAAUAAUACAUCUGCACUUGACUUUAGUUUUACAAAGCAGCACAUUCAAAGAGACAGUAAAAAAAGAUCCCAAAGUAAUCACCAGCAUAACGACCAACCACUGCACCCUGCCACUUCUCCAAACUCUGAAGGAAAUGUUCUGAGAAACAUUACAAAUGGAAAUACACCACCAAGGUUUCAAACACACUUGCAGCCUAUGGUAGAAGAGUCUACAAAAACACUAAAGGGUGUGAAGCGCAAAACAAAACUUUUGUCAGGACCCGUGCAGGUUACAAAACAUCCUGAUCAGGAGAAUGGCCCAAAUAAUGUUUGGGUAUUCCCUGAAAGACAGAAAGCAACUUCUGGAAAACAAAAGGACAUGGAGAGAGCUGAUUCAGUAGGUAAUGUUUUAGAUGUGAAUCGCCUGAGACAGCUCCCAAAGCUUUUUUAACAAAUAAUUGGAGACACUGUAUCUGACUGUAAAGAAGGGGUUUUGAAUGACAACCUGUGUUAUUUUGUCAUUGUCUUGCAGACUUGACGCAUCUGCUAGAAUCAGCUUGGGAUUAUUUUUACUUGUAACCAAUAAUCCAUUUUGGAAUUUUAUAUGGAGUAUUAUUGUAAGCUAGACAAAGGUAAUGAAUCUGAAAGCAAAAUGAAAUGUACUGUAGGCAUGCAUUCAGGUUUUUUUUUCCCCAAUACCCAAAAAUGGUGUUUCGUAUGUUUAACAUGGAGUACUGCUUCUCAUCAUCAGCUUUAUUAAAAUUUUGUUUUAACUUGUGUGUCAGUGUAAAACACUGCAGAAAUUAGAACUGCAUUUCAAAAACUGUUUUUUAUAGGUGAAGCUUAUUGCUUUGGGAAAGGGAUACAGAACUUAAUCGUGUGAUGAAAUUAAUUUAAUACCGUCAAGGUGAUGUCCUUAAUGAUUCAGUUUCUUUUUUCUUUCUAUUUUUAAGUGACGAUGCACUGAAGUAUAGCUUAAACUUGCUCUUUAUAAACAAGGGAACAGCUAAACUAUUGUAUAUUUACACGUGAAAAUGUUACAACAUUCUUUUCAUUGUUUAGUGAAGCAAACUUCGUGUACUAAUCUGAUUUGCUUCAUAUUCACAAGUUACUUUUUCACUGACAGUUAUAAAUUUUAUGUUGUGCACUGAUUUUACUACAUCGUGUUGAAAGAGCCCUGUGUGCGCCACUUAUACCCAGGUCCUAAUAUUAGAUCGUCAUGAGUUAUAUAAUAUAGUGGUUGUGUUUUGUGCCUGAACCUCUUUCAUGUCACUUUGUUUGCCAUUUGUUCUGUCAAAUACUGUGAAUGUUAAGGGUAUUGCAGCAACUGUUCUGCCUUUGUUGCACUUUAUUUUCCAAUAAGCAUUUAAUCACAUAUACGUCUUUUGUUUGUUGUACAUGUAAUUGGAAGGACUGCAGCAAGCACCCCAAACAAUUUUUGUCCGUUUUGUAGCUUGAAAUGUGCAAUACAAGCAUCAGCAUUCACUGUUAGAUUUUUCAAACGUAGACUGAUGCCUGCUAGACAUUCAAAUCCACUCUGAUAUGUUUGUUUAAAAUCAAACAGUAAUUUAUGUACUCCCCCACUCCACCUCAUAUGCAGUUACAUGUAGCUCUGCUUGUUAGAAGUGGCAGAAAUGUUUGCAUAGGAAAGGACAGGUACCAGUGCCAUAACUACUAAGGCUCAUCUUUUGACAGUAUUGUGUGGAUGGACUAAGUUUGCACCACAUAAGUAGCAUCAUGGUCAUAUAUAAUCUAACUUCUUGGAUAACUCAUUCAGGUUACAGCAGCAGUCAUCAAGCUCACCUUCUCAUCUGAAUUUCCAUAAUCUUUCUGUAAUUUGCAUAUGAAGGAAAUGAACUUUACCAUGUCUUACAGUGGUGGUGACAUUUGUCUUAUCUUGCAGUAUGUUUUCCAUUGCAGUCUGUUUUGUAUGUUUGCUUUCUGUUACAGUAUUAAAAAACAGCUUUUUAGAAGUACCGUUCCUGCAUUUUCUAUAAAAUAAUCAGGAUUGUUAAAUGGAACAUGGACCAAAGUCUAAUUGUCAAUAGUUCACUAAUUUUGUAAAGUUUAUGAAGAUCUGAACCUUUUCCACCUUAGUCUUGUACUGUUAUUGGAAAACACUGAAGUUAGUGCAUUUUUUGCCCAAGUGUGUGGUGAACUUAACUUUUUUCUGCUUUGAUUUUUGUCUCCCUUCAAAGACUGAGCAUGUCUGCACAUUCACAGAUUUCGCAAGAGAUGCUGAAUUCUGUUGGUCUCUUUUUUGUUGUCGUUUGUUAAAAUGUAGUCAGGACAAGUCAGUUGACUGCAAAGCUGGAUUUCUAAUACUGCUUUAAAGCUUAUUUCAGAAUAUUUCUGAAAUACUUGCAGUUGCCAUCUAUUUUAUGCAGUGUGUAAUGUGAACUGUAAAGAAAUUCGGUUUUCUAGCAUUUCUGAUCUUUAGCCAUCAGUUCUACUGUAGUCUAAGCAACUGUGUAACAGAUAUGCAUAUUCCAAUUGUUUUUCUGUAAUGUGCUGUAUGACACCCUACAAUAAUGCAUAUUUCAUUAACCCCUAUCCAGUUAAGACAUGUUAUUAAAAAGUGGUAUUUACAUUUUUUCAAGCCAUCCCAUAUAUCAUUAAUUUCUCAGAAGAACCUUUCCUGAUUACUGUUAAUGGGGCUGUGAGAAUGUCUUUGAAUUGGAAUAGGCUUCCCUUUCAUUAAUGUGGUUUAUGUUGAUGAUCAUUUUCAGUAUGGUAGUCUUACAGGCAUCUUUAAGAAUCCUCCUAUACAAGGGUGAAUGCAUGCAGUUUUAAUUAGUGACUAAUGGAAAUGCUGAUGGUUUCCCUCUCUACUUUUAUGGGAAUGAAGUGUCUUAAGCACACAGUAUUUAAGUUCCUCAGUUUCCAUGGUGUACCGCAUUUCCACGUAGACGAACUGGCAGUAAUUGCCAUAUGGGAGACAUUUGAGGCAUUUAGGUAAAUGGAUUGUAUUAGGCCCCAGUCCUGGCAGGAACUACCCCGAGGAGAGUUUCACAUCUCUGGAAUAAGGCACUAUGUGAUUAUGGAAAAUCUCAGCUUGUGUUUGCCUCAGGGACUUCCUCCUCAGAAUCCUUUCCAACAAGGAGGUCAGGCAAGAGGCAAUUUAAGAGGAAAUAUCUUGAUAUUUGCACCAGAGCCUGAUUCUGCAGACAAGGCAGAUUCUGCUCCCUCAUGGCCCUCAGAUGAACCCAGAUUUGGAGAAAUCUUGGAAAUGAUGCAAAAGAAAGAAAAGAGGGGGGGUUGGCCUUUGUAUAGGCUGUCAACCCUAGAAGUUGCUGCUGCAGAAGUUUUUCCCCCACAGGUAUGGUUGUCCAGGUCACUACACAAGUCUGGAAGGAACCAGAUGUGGCUGCUGUAAUAUCUAGGAGACCUGAUCGGGGAUUUUGCCCAGCCCCAAGUACAACAGAUGUUGAUUCAUGAGCCCAGAUGGCUCCUACCUCAGAGCCCUGCAGUCUGCACCACCUCCCUAAGUAUGGAGCCUGGAGAGCUGAAUCAGUUUGGUAAAUGUUUUAUGCUUCCUCAGUUUUAUCUUUAUGGGCACAACUACCAGGCAGAUGAGUUCUCCAAAAUGUUGGAUGCAGGAUUACUGAGCCAAGGAACUGGAUCUCUGCACAGAGCCCUACUUUAUCUACAGUUAUGAAACUCACUGUACAAUAAGCUCAUAAUUCAGCCGAUGGUUGCAUUUAGGACAGUAUGUGCCAGAGCUGUAGUAUGCUGCCAUGCUUUGCUCCACAUAAUAGAGAAGUUGUUCACAGCAUGGGAUUUCCUUCGUCAGACUGUUCAGACCUUACGGGGGUAUGUGUGAAUCUGAAGUCCCAGCUACACCCCACAUGAUGCUUGAUGCUCAGAGGCUGCGUGAUGGACAUGUAUUGUAUGGUCAACCUACAUGUGGAACAAAUCCCUCCUGUCUUGCAGAUGGUCCACAAAAUCUUUGUCUCCUGCUGUCAGAUCAGUGCCUCAGGGUAGCUGUGAUAUUUCUCUUUACUUAUGCAGGGUAUUCCAUGCAGGUACUUCAGUGAAACUUUGGAACACUAUGGAACUAAUGUGUGGACUUCACGUCCAUUCAGAUCAAGACCCUCCACAGUGGGGUUGUUGACAUCUUCUUGGUAGCUUGUUGAUACCAAGGCAGUCUCUUUGCCCUUCUCAGUCUCCAUGGAAAUAGUUACCACUGACACUUCAGCCUUGAAGUUCUGGGGCUUUGCCAAGGAUGGACUGUCCAAGGUGUUUGGUUACAGAUGGAGGCCAGCUUGCACAUAACUGCCCUAGAGAUGAUGAUGCAUCUUACAUUGCAGGCUUUCCAAGAUUUCAUUCCUCAUGGCGUGAUUGCCAUCCACAGUGACAACAUGGCAGUGGUGUGUUAAUUCAAGAAAACAGGCAACCACUUCCUAUCGCCUUUGUUGAAAAACAAUAUGAUUAUGGAAGUGGCCUGGGUCAAGUGGACUGGCACAGGAAAUGAUUGUUGAUGCCACACAAGUCGUCCCUUACCUGAUAUUGGGAAAGCACUCUUCCAAGAUGGGACAGUGUCGUCUUGUGACCUUUUUGCCAGAUUGUUUAACGUCAAAUGCAAUGACUUCCUUGAUUGCUGCUUCAGGUCAUCAGCCCGGAGACACUCACUGGUCUGUAAGCGGCAUACAGAUCUCCUUUGUCAUCUCCCCCGUUUCCUGUGAUUUUCAAAUUCCUUCAUAAAGUGCAGAUGUAGAAAGUCCGAUCAGACUCAUUCUCCUGACACCAUUUUGACCAUGCUGAAUGUGGUUUCUACUGUUUGGCUUCAUUUCAAGAAGAAGCCUCUCAAGUUGAGAUCCUUCAGGGUUUUACUUAACAUACCUACUUAUUUGUCUAGGAAAACUUUUCAAGAUGUUAAUGUCCUCAAAUUGACUGCUUGGUAUGUUCAUUUCGGAUGACUACUGUGGACUCUUACACUAAUGGACUCUACUUGCACUGAUAAGGGUAGUCCAUGUUCUGAAUUUUGCCUAGAAGUCCAAUACUUGAAUUGCCUUGCUCACAUCUUUGACUUAGGACUGAGUUCUUCUAUGACUGAAGAUCAUAGGGUUGCUAGUUGUAAUUUUCAGGGGUAGUCACAGCUCUACAGAGUGUUUUAAAAUUUGAAAAGCACUUCUGACCGGAACAUUUUUGUUAAAAUCCCCUGUCAGACAUCCUCUUCCACCAUGGGAGUUGAAUUUUAUUCUACAACAAUUAAAUCUCUCCCCUUUUGUACAGGCUUUCAGGGCAGAGCUGAAGUUUCUCUCCUGGGAAACCAUUUUUCUUGUGGCCGAUACCUCAGCCAGGUGUAUUUUUGAACCACAGGCCUUAUAAGUUGUUCCUAUGUAUUUAAGCUUCCAUAAAGACAGGGUGGUGUUGUGCACUAAUCCUUCAUUCAACCCUAAAGUGGCUGCUGAAUCCAGUAUUAUCAAAUUAUCAGUUUAUUUCACAAGCCAUUCAGAAAGUGAUCUUUUGUUUAAUGUUCAUAGAUAGCUUCAGCUUUUCUCCUCAGACUUGGAACCUGAAGGACUCCCAGCUAUUUUUUAUCUUUACAGCUAAUUAGGGCAAAAAGCUUCUAAGGCAAUGUUACCCAAAUGGUUGUCAAACUCUGUUUAUUUAUGAGAAACGAGGCAAAUCAACCAGACCAGUUGCAAUUUGUCACAAAUUCUUUAGGAAUGUAUCUGUAGACAAAGUUUGCACACCAACCACUUGUGUUUCUGUUUGCAACUUGCAAAGAAUUGUAAGCUGAAUGAAUUAUCCAGUUCUUCGUCUUCCUUUAAACGCACUGUUGUUCAAGGUACUUUGUCCUGAGACCACCCAAAUUUUGUUACUGGGGAUUUAUCCUAGCAGUAGAGGAGGUGAAUAAAACCUGACCAUGCCAGAUAUGAAAGAUGUGUACUUACGAUAAUGAUGGAUAUGCGUGGUCAUGCAUCAUCAUCCUCACUGCCCACCCACCAUUCUCUGGCCUGGCAUAGUGGGGCAGAGAUUGAUCACUGUGUGUGUGUGUGUGUGUGUGUGUGUGUGUGUGUGUGUGUGCUCGAUCACAUGCAUUUACACUUGGACGACUUCUCCGAUCUGGUGACCAUGGUGGUACACAGACAAGCAUGUGUUCGUAGGAGAAGCUGAAGCCUAGGUAAGUUUAAUAUCUGUGCCAAAGCAACUGUAGGCUAAAUCUGCAGUUGUAGUAGUAAAGGAGGGAUGAACUGUGACCAUGCAGAUCCGUCGUUGUCGUAUGCAACUUUGAUUUGUUGGCAUGUCAUGUGGAUAAAUGCCUGUGAACUAUGGCUCUCAGUCUUUUGGCAGAGCUGCUCGUUAGAAGUGGAUGGUGUGGCACAGAUACAGAUGGUUGAGGUAUACUGCUGUAAAUGUCAUAACUCCUCCACGAAUCAAGUUUACUGCAGUUGUCCAUUUUAGUAGGGUAGCCCUUCUCCAGCCAGUUUAAUACUAUUUCCACUGUAACUGAUUUUAAGUGCUAAACAGAAAUUUUUUUACUAGAAUACAAGCAAACAGAAUGGAGAUGCCAGUAUGGUAAGCUGUCAGAAUAAUGAACCAAGUUUUAACCAGCUUACCUCAUCAAGCAAAAUUAUUGAGUUUUACAAUUUUUUUUUAAAUAUAUUUUUAGUUUGAAGAUGGUUUCUGUGUCUUUGUGGUGUCCAAGAAUCUAUUAGCAAUCAGUGUUGAGCUUUGUUAAAUUAUUUAACUUAAUUUCAUUUUUUCAGGUUUGGUAAUGAAACUUUGUUGUCCUAUAUAUGUGCGUUUGUAAAUUGUGUAAUAAAAUAUGCAAAUAAUUUAUUAAA
Messenger RNA from Protopterus annectens (West African lungfish), 10666 nucleotides. RefSeq names its product STIL centriolar assembly protein (gene STIL). The record is from RefSeq and is a predicted model, not a curated record. Gene Ontology annotation, biological process: protein localization to centrosome; centrosome duplication; mitotic spindle organization. Gene Ontology annotation, cellular component: centrosome; centriole. Lineage: Eukaryota; Metazoa; Chordata; Ceratodontiformes; Protopteridae. The transcript has 17 exons. The coding region runs from base 262 to 4323 and encodes 1353 amino acids.